Molecule: messenger RNA, 6554 nt
Organism: Onychostruthus taczanowskii (white-rumped snowfinch)
Lineage: Eukaryota; Metazoa; Chordata; Aves; Passeriformes; Passeridae
Gene: PCGF3
Product: polycomb group ring finger 3
Exons: 12
Coding region: 470-1198 (242 amino acids)
Biological process (GO): regulation of transcription by RNA polymerase II
Cellular component (GO): PRC1 complex
Source: RefSeq, a predicted model, not a curated record
UCGGCUCCGCUCGGGCCGCACUCGGCUAUUUCCGCCUCUUUGUUUUAAACUCCGGGCCGAGCCCUUUAAUUCCCCCUUUUUUCUUUUUAAAAUUUUCUUGGGAAAGGGAAGAGGGGCCGGUGUUUCCCUCCGCCUCGUGUUUCCGACUCCUCUGCUCUCUGCCCUGCGGUGGCGCUCGGAGAAGGACGGGCCGGGGAGCGGAGGGUCGGCGGCGGCGGGGGGAGCCCCCGCUGUAGCCCCGAGCGGCGGCCGCGCCCCCCCGUCAGGUCUCUGGAUGGCAGACUCUGAAAAGAAAUGCUGUUUUAAGAGUGUUUACAAAACUCCUAAAGAAAGUGAUGCUAAGAAUUAGGGAAGAUGUUAUUGCUAUUUUCUACACAACCUGUGGACAGAAAUCAAGGAAGCAAUUCAAGUUUUCUGCAAAGUCUGAGCAUUUAUGUUAUCUGACUGAACUGACAUCUUGACACCAAAGAUGCUAACAAGGAAGAUUAAGCUUUGGGACAUUAAUGCCCAUAUAACCUGUCGUCUGUGCAAUGGAUACCUGAUUGAUGCUACUACUGUAACAGAAUGCUUGCAUACCUUCUGUAGAAGUUGCCUAGUGAAAUAUUUGGAGGAAAACAACACCUGUCCAACAUGUAGGAUUGUUAUACAUCAGAGCCACCCAUUACAGUAUAUUGGUCAUGACAGAACAAUGCAAGAUAUUGUUUACAAACUUGUGCCAGGCCUCCAAGAAGCGGAAAUGAAAAAGCAAAGGGAGUUUUAUCACAAACUGGGCAUGGAAGUUCCAGGGGACAUCAAAGGGGAGACAUGUUCUACAAAACAGCACCUAGAUUCUCAUCGAAAUGGUGAAACUAAAGCAGAUGAAAAUAUAAAUAAAGAAACUUCGGAGGAAAAACAGGAAGAAGAUAAUGACUACCACCGAAGUGAUGAACAGGUAAGCAUCUGCUUGGAGUGCAAUAGCAGCAAACUGCGUGGAUUGAAACGAAAAUGGAUUCGUUGUUCUGCACAAGCAACAGUCUUGCAUCUAAAGAAGUUUAUUGCCAAAAAACUCAACCUUUCUUCUUUUAAUGAGCUGGACAUAUUAUGCAAUGAAGAGAUUCUUGGCAAGGACCAUACGCUCAAGUUUGUAGUUGUUACUAGAUGGAGAUUUAAGAAAGCACCUCUACUGCUACAUUAUAGACCCAAAAUGGACUUGCUGUAAGGGAACUUUAUUGUCCUUCUGGACAGAGCUUUUUGCAGAGACUAUCAUCUGGCACCUUCUUAGUGCGUCACUAAUCACAUGACACAAACCAGCUGAAUAAUUUUGGAAGACUGGAGGGCUUUCAUAGUGGGCUGCCCUGAAUAUUUCUUCUAGGGAUGUGUUACCUAGACUUCUGGGCAGACAAUAUUUAUACUUUUUUUGUACGGAAGAAAGAAGUUUCAACUCAGCAAGACACUACCAGCAUUAAGUUUACAGAUACUGAAAACACUUCACAGUUCCAUGUAGCUCAGCCUGAUUUGUCUCUUACAGUUACACACAGAAAAAAAGUUUGAGUGUUGUGGGGUGAUAUAAAUAUGUUGCUUUUGACACCAAGUUGCAUUUAGUUACUUCUUGCAUUCUAUAUCUUUAAAAACUAUAUUUUUGCAAAGUGUUAUUGUCUUAUAUAGUAUGCCUGAUUGCAUUGGCUUUAUUCAAGUUAUUCUGUAGAGCAUUGAACAUACCUGAUAAUACAGUGACUGGUGAUAAUUUAUUAUGCUGCAUUGAAAACGUAAGAAGAUCUGGGAAACCAGUAAAUUUGUCAUUUUUGCCCAGAUAUUGCUCUCCCUCACCUUGUGUUUUAAUAAAGUUUUGAUACUUCUGUAUACGUGUUAAUUUGGUAAGACUAAUAGAAAUAAUUUCAUUUGAUUUUAAUGUGCUGUGAUCUAUAUUUUGCUGUGGUAUAAAUUGCACCACAUAAUGACAAAUACUCACAAGUGCUAGAUUUGUGAAUUUCUUAAAAAAUAAACAUUUCUGAUGUAUUUGUGGCUUGCAGAAAUCAGUUUUUAAUUUAGAGAGAAUUUGCUAUCUCUAGCUAUUGAAAAAGUGGCUCUUGGACAACUUUGAGAGUAUUGUGGAUUUUUCAUUUCACUGAUUAAAACUUAUGGGCAGCUUUAAAUUUUUUCAGCUGUUUUCUUAUGAAACCAUGGCAUUUUCCUUGCUGCAAUUCCUAACUUACAUGGGAUGGGGAGGAAGGGGGAGUCAAGACAAGAUUAUUUUAGCACCUUUUGGCCUUAACUAGUAAUUUUCCUUGCAUCAGCCCUAAUGGAUACAAGGUAAUACACAUUAAUGUAUGUAUGGGUACAUACAUCUGUGUACACAUAUAACUAUUUAUGUUAUAGAAAGAACCCUCUAUGGCACUUAGCAGGGCUCACUGCACUUUUUGUAAGGCUUUUGGAAAUAAUUGGCUUUUAAAAAACUGUAGUUGAAAGUGAUUUCUGCAAGCUAUAUCCACUGUGUAUCGUCCAUAGUACAAUUGUAAGAACAUUUGUCUGGCACAGGUGUGAAGUCACUGAAAACAGUGUAUGCCCUAUUAUUGCCAGCUGGAAAUAGUUAACCUGAUUUUUGGAAGGAAUUUUUUCCUGUCAGCUGAAAAUGCUAGUCGCUAUUCCUAUUAUUAAACCCUGUUAUUUUUUGAUAAAUUGUCUUUGGAUAAGUAGCUCUGCUUCCUCUUGCUGUGCUCUUUUGCUUCUUCUGCUAGAAAGUGUUACUUAGUAACCAGAAGCUGAUACUGCAAGAGAUUUAUCUAAGCAUUUUAAAUAUUCUUCCUCUUGAGUUUUCAAAGCCCUACAUUCCUCAGCACAUUUCCCUUAAUGUCCCUCUUGUGGCUUCAGUUCUCCUUUUCCAGCUCAGCUGCUGGUUGUGCUUACCUUUGACAACAGGGCUCCUUAUUUUUGAUUACAGUCACAGGUGUGAGUAGCAAGGAAAUGAAAAAGAAAUUAUGUGAGGAGAGAAUGAAAGGGAGCCUCCUGAAUUGUGGAGAUGGAAAGGAGAGCCACACAAUGGCCAGAACAUGCUGCUGUCCUUGCGGCUGAAAGUCUUAAGAUAGCUGCAUUUGAAUGUUUAGGUUAUGCAGAACUCCACAUCUGGUUCUUGUGUGGUGUUUGUGUGCAUGUCUGUGAUUCAUGGAAUCAAAUUUGGCUCUGAUUUUGUCUUGCUGUUUGUGUAUUUUCAGCUUUUUUUUCUGUCUUUAGCAUUACUUGAUCUGGCAGAAAAGAGCAAACAAGAUCAUGUGUCUACCAUAUUUAAAACUUUCCAUGAAAGCAGUCAAUGCAGGUGGUGUGGAUGUGUACACAAGCUGACAUAAUGGGCCUCUCUGGAGCUGUUUCUUACGUGAUUGUUACUGUUCUAGUGUAAAUAAGAGGCUGGCUUUGCCACUGAGGCCCUGAGAAUGUGGACAGGACUGUAAGGGUCCCGGCUCUGUGCACCCAUAGUAUACACACAGUGGCUGUACCUGAUGUAGACAUUGAACUAAAGCUGCCAGACAGCAUUCUGAUUAACCACCUUAAUCAGAAUAUAUAUAUAUAUAUAUAUAUAUAUAUAUAUAUGUACACACACAAACAAAAAUAUAUAUACAUAUACACAUAUAAAUGAGAUCUGUCUACCUCAAGUGUGUGUACUGCAGGAAACUUUUGUAUGACUAGAUACUGACACAGUGCUGUUAAAGUACAUUGGCAUGUCAUUUCUUCCUUAUGUACUUGAGCAACUGAGAAAUUAAUUACGAAUACACGAAUUCAGAAGCCUUUCAAAUCUAUCUCUUGCUGUAACAACUUACAAUACAAAACUCAUAAGUUUAUAACCAUCCUUAGAAUCACUUGAAUUUGUUAUGGUGCUAUCAGUAUAUAGAAAACUCUGUUUAUAUGGAUACAUAAAUUCAAGCCAGUAUUAAUACCUAUAGCUGGGGUUUUUGCUUGUAAUUGUGUGUAACUGCUUUUGCAAUGUGUUUAAUCUGAUAAAACCACAUCAGUUAAAAAAAAAAAAAAACCAAAAAAAAAAAAAAAAACCCACAAAAAACCACCAAAAAAAACAAAAACAAAAACAAAACAAAACAAAAAAAAAAAAACAAAAAAAAAACCACGAACGAAGAAAACCAAACAAAAAAACCCCAAACCAACAGGAAACUCCAAAAUUACUCAGUUGUUUUUCUAAAUCACAUGUGAUAAUAUCUUCACUACAAAAAUUGCCCUCAGAAGUGGUGUGACUCUGUCUGUACCAUAUGUUAGUCUCACUAAAAGACUACAGUGUAGAGCAAGGUCUUCUUUGGGUCAGAGCCUUGUUGAAUUUCUGUGACACUUAAGAGACAAUUUAUAUCAAGAUUAUAUUGGGUAAAGUAACCCUGAUACUGUUGAAAGUUGGACUGAAAUUUGGAUUCGACCAUACAUAUUUCUUAGUCCUGAUGAGAUCAUGGUAGUUGAUUUUGGCUUUUGUGAAGAUGCCAUUACUGUGAAGUAUUUUUUACAAUUUCUUACGCUGGUAAAUAGUUGCAAUAAGGAAGUAUCUUGUUGCAUUAUCCUCAGCAGCAGUGAGACUGAUGAAUCACCUGGGCUUAGAGUCUCAUUAAGUAUACUUUCAGUAAAAAUAAAGAAUUCAGAUAGAAUAUAUAAUACUGAAUUUAAAUAAGAUUUGGGGGUUUAAAUUUUAACUUUAUAAAAUUAUUUAUUCUAUUUUAAGCCUUCUGUCUCAUUUUACCAUACAAGUAUUUUUGGUUUUAGUGGUCCAGUUUUAUUUACGGGCAUAUAAAUUGAAAUUGUAAGAUGUUUCUACAAGCUUCUUCAUUUUACCUUGAGUAGCUUUCAUCUGUAUGUUUUUAUUUUGUAUGGAUAAAGAGCAUUACUUAUGCUUUUGUGCAAUAGGUUUGAAACAUGCAUUUAUUAGGCUUAUGUUUAAAUUGUAAAUGUAGCAUCUACUUACCAUUACAUUUAAAAGGAAUGUAGAUGGCUUUUCUCACUUGUUCAAAUCGAGUUUUAUUGGGGCUGUUAUUUGGGGGUGGACGUGUGUGUUUUAUGCUUUGUUCCAUUUUUUAUUUUAAGAGUGAAAUGGGGGAUUUAAAAUAUCUGUAAGUACAAGAACUAUCUGUCAGCAAUAUUUUAAAAUAAAUGAUCUUGCAAGAAACCUUAAUGUGAAUUGUGGAAGCAAUCUACAAGACUUGCAGCCUAUCUGAAAAUGUUUUGUGCCAUUGUUAGGUCUGGUAUAUUUGUGUACCAUCACACCUGGGAAUAUUUUUUUCUAUGGUUGUGCAAUAGUAUACACAACACUGUCACUCAGGAGAUAUGGGACCGUAAAAAAUAUCAGACUACAACUAUGAUGGUGCUAUUUUUUCCAAUAGGCUAUGGGCCUUUGAAAGCUUAUGUGACUCUUAUUGUCUUUAUAACAACACAGUUCUAGGGGAUUUACAGAUUUUUUUUUCUACUAGAUGAUAAAUAUAACUUGCUGUUUUACAGCAUUCUGCAUAUUACGUUGAGAUAACUAUAAUAGGAAAAAGCCAACCAGUCUGUACAUCAGUGAGAUGAAUCUUAGGUACACAUUUUGUACACAAGGCUUUACUGAACAGAAAAAUCAAGUUUCUGCUUUUCCUCAGGUAAUCACUUCAGUUUGGAUGUUUCACUGAAAACGUUAAUGCAACUUUAGUUAGUCUGCCUAAAGUUGAUAACAGAAAUUGUUCCUCACACGAGUCUCCCUACAUAAGAUACAAUUAGAUGUUACUUGGAUCUUGAGAUCCAUUUUUCAAGAAGUUGCAGAGAGCAACAAUAAAGAAUAUGGAACAAUGCUUCAAUCUCUGCUCUCAUCAAAACUUGCAGUCAGGACAAAAAUUACUUAGCAACUUGGGUCUUGUGGCAAAUCAACAGGUAGUGUUUUACCUGUUUUAUUUAUAUACAAAUUAAAGGUAUAAUUCUACUAUUUGUUCCAUAUUUUAUCCUACUUAGAGUUUUUUUGGAAAUCUAUUGAAGCCACAAUGACCUGUCCAUGUCCUGGUGGUAGGAUAGGAACUACAUGUCCAAUUCUAUGAACAUCUACAUUGGUAACUUUACUAAUAACCUGGAUGGUUCCACAGAAACCAGUGGGAUCAUUCAUUCAAACAGAGGUGUGGCUGAAGGAAGAACUGAGUUUUGAGUACUGAUACUCCACUGUUUUUGUUAUUUCUGUUUGAAAUGGAAAGUAUUGGUUUGAUGGAAUCUUUAAUUCAAGUGACUUAUCUGGACAAAAGGAAAGUUUGUUCUUUCCUUUUGCAAACAGGAUCAUUUUGCAGUUAAGGGACAAUUAGCCAGUGCAACCACUAAGCCUUUUAUCCUCAUAUGUGGCAUAAUAAAGAUUCUGGAACUGUCAGAGUGUAAAACCAUAUUUUUGGCUUAGCUUCAUUUAAAAGUUUACAAUUUUUUAUGCUUUGUGUUGCUGUGUAAUUUCUGUACUACUGGUGGCUAGUUUUGUCUGAAUAAGCCUUUUGGGGAUUCAUGCUUAAUGUUUUGAUUUUAUGAUAGUGAAGCUUGUAUCAGUGUUUUGCCAAUGAAUACUAUAUGCUUGUUAAUAAAAGCAGAGAAACUAA